Molecule: messenger RNA, 2987 nt
Organism: Solanum lycopersicum (tomato)
Lineage: Eukaryota; Viridiplantae; Streptophyta; Magnoliopsida; Solanales; Solanaceae
Product: NAC domain-containing protein 19-like
Biological process (GO): regulation of DNA-templated transcription
Molecular function (GO): DNA binding
Source: RefSeq, a predicted model, not a curated record
AAAUCCCUUUUAUAUCGGAGCUCUCUGUCUCCUGCUACUUCAGCACACUCAUAAUUAAAUCUUACUCCCUCCCAUUAUGGGAGAUACGACGUCGUUUUCGCUUCCUCCCGGUACCCAAUUUUACCCUUCCGAUCAACAACUAAUCAGCUACUAUUUAUCUUCAAAGAACGGCGUCGAUCACCGGAAUGGCGUUGGAUUUGACCUAAUUCGAGAAAUUGAUCUCUACAAUUUUGAUCCAUUUAACUUGCCGGAUUCCGCCUGUUUCCGGUACGGUCGUGGUGGACGGAAAAGGCACUGGUUUUGUUUUGUGGCUAGGGUUUUGAAGGGAGGGAGGAGGAGAGCUGGUGGUGGUUAUUGGAAGAAGAGGGGUAGAGUUAGGGAUGUGGUGGGUGCGGGUGCAGGGAAAAUUGUGGUGGGUACGCGUAAAAGUUUUGAAUUUUAUUUGGGGGAUUGUACUAAGACUGAUUGGUUGAUGUAUGAGUACGCCUUAACUGGUCAUCCUAUGGCAUCUUUUGUUCUAUGCCGAGUAUUCAUCAAAUCUCAUCAUGGAAAUAACUUGUCAGGGCAUGUAUUCAGUUCCAAUGGUGAAGAAAUUGUUGCGACAGUACGCCAUAUAGGUAUUCAAUUUGAUGGAUCAGCUGCAUUGGUUACUGGCUCUAAAAUGCAUGAUGAAAACAUGAUUGACCAGGAGAAUGAUGUCUCAAAGUUACCUAGUGGGUUAGUUCCCGACUUAAAUGGUCAAGUUGUUGCAGAAAAUGUUGCUAAGCAGAUUUGUCUUGAGAGCAACGGACCUCCAAUUCUCAAUGAUUAUUCUGCUCAGGAACUGAUUGCCAUUUUAGAAGGAGAUUUUAUUGAGUUGGAUGACCUUCUAUGCCCGCUUCCGGGCAUUAACUAAAGGAAACAACAACAAUUCCUCAAGUCCAACAGCAAUCCCAAGCAAGUUACACCGUAACAAUCUCAAGCAAAUACCAUCUAUAAGAAUCACAAGCAAGUACAAUCAACAAGAAUCUCAAGCAAGUAACAGUCAAUAACUAUCCCAAGCAAGUUAUGUUUGAAAAUUACUAGCAUGAAGUUCAUGCUGGAGUGAAGGCGACAAAAUGGUAUUCGCGUCACUUUUCAGUACAAAAGUAAGUUACGUCUUAAAGAGGUCAUAAAAAGAGUGAAGUUAUCAAAUUGUGAGAUCAGCUCCUACAGUGACAAUCAUUGUUGAAAAUGAGCUUAAGAGGAUUAGAUCAGGUGACUAAUUGCUUAGAUUAUGCUGUUGUCUGGAUGAAUAUCUUGUCAGUUAUCAAAUUAUAAGGUCAUGUAUAGUUGUAUACAAUGUCUUGAUAUCUGAAAAUCAUCCCAUCUCAAGAGAGUUGAUGGGGUGAGAAAUCAGGCUCGCAUUUUACAAUCAUACAGUUUGUUUUAUAUGAGUGAAGAGUUAAGUUAACCUUAUACACUGUCAUGGUUGAUGGAUAUCAGCACAAUAGUAUUAGACUCUGUGAAUAAUGCAUCGCAUUAUAGCUUUGCCUGGAUGGUCUUCUUAUCAGUUAUCAAAUUUCGAGGUCACUUUAUACAGUUUCAUGAUUGUUGAAGAUCAGCUCACGAUAAUAGAUGGAGUGAGUAAUGUGAACAUAUUUUUCUGUUAACAUUUACCUGGAUGGAUAACUUGUAUAGUGGCUUAAAGAGUUAAGCCACUUUAUACAGUGUCAUGAUCCUAAAAGUCAGCCAAGAGAAUUAAACUAGGUGAGCACUGAGCAAUGGCUAGCAUUAUAUGGUUAUGGAUUGAUAUCUCAACAGUUACCAAAUUAUGAGGUCAUUUUUUACUGUGUCAUGCUUGCGCAAAAUCAGCUCUGGAUAAUUGAUCAGGUUAGCGAAGGGCAUAGUUUACAAUUAUACAAUUACAUGGAAUGAUAUAUUGUAUUCAGCUAUGAGAAUUAGACUGGGCGAGUCCUGUAUCCUAGCUGUUAUAAAAGCUAUGAGGUCACUUCAUACAGUGUCAUGAUUGCUCAAAAUCAGUUCAAGGUAAAAGAUUGGGUGAGUAAAGUUCGGAUUACACUUUAUACGAUUGGGUGGAUGUCUUGUUAAAGGGUUUGAGUUGAAUCACUUAAAGAAAUGGGAAGAGUUCACACGAAACCAACAACAGCUAUAGCAAUAACAUUGGAUAUCUUGUACAUGGUGAAAGAGUAAACGACAAAAGCAACAACAGCUAUAGCAAUAACAUGGAUGGAUACGUUUUUUUGAUGACAAAGGAAACCCGUAGCCGCCACCCUUUGGAUGCUCACAAGGUAACAUGGAUGGAUAUCUUGUAUUCAACGAAAAGUUAACCGCAGCAAACAACAGCAAGAAGUAUGUCAUAAUACCAAGCAAGUUGGAUAGUGAAGAGUUAACAAGUUGCUCGAAAGACGACAGGAUGUUACAAUGUCAGUUAUGAGGGUGACAAAUAUGUCAGGACACCAUUGAUGGUGGGAUAGCAGGUGUCCAGUGGAAUAGUUGAGGUGUGCACACGCUAUAGCAUGAACGCCAUCGUUGGGGAAAAUGCCAGGACACCAAUUCUCUUGCUUUCAAGACCGACAAUUUAGGCUUCUUGAUAGACAAUAACUUUGGUGAUAUAGUGAAGAGUAGAUGGAUGGCAGCUUAGUUAAGCUUAUUGGUACGUUUUGGUGAACUUUGAGGUGUACAUUAUGGAGAACUUUGAGGUGUAAGAUAAAAUCUCUACAUCACCUUCUUAUGCUUCACAAGUCUUUCAUUCGAGCAAUUGUGCUUAGUAGUAGCUUGUGAAGAAUGUAAAACUUCACGGUCCAGUUCCAGAUAAGUCUACUUUUAGCAAAUCCUAGUAGAAGACAGUAGCAUUAUGAGAAUCUGAUGAUUCUCUUUUACAUCAAGUACUUUAGUAUGUGUACUAUAUGUUCUUUAGGGUCUUUACAUAUGCACUAAUGGUAGUUCAUGAAGCUUGAAACUGUUGUUGUACUAUAUUAACACUAUGAAAUAUGAAUGCAUAAGAA